Messenger RNA from Spodoptera littoralis (African cotton leafworm), 1272 nucleotides. Lineage: Eukaryota; Metazoa; Arthropoda; Insecta; Lepidoptera; Noctuidae. The record is from the annotation of a GenBank genome assembly.
AUGUCAAGCGGUAGUUGUUCGGGGCCCGGCGUGUGCGGGGGUGCCCGACGCAGGCCCCCUCCACCGCCAGAGCCGGCCCUGUCUCUAGCUGCCGACCUUAGCGAGCUCAGUCUCGACCAGGGCUACCACACCCUCGCCGACUGCGGCCCACCGAGAAGAAGAAGGGAUAAUACUCUUAAUGAUGCCCUGUGGUUGAAGAUUUUGUCUUAUCUUGAGGUAUCAGACCUCUGCCGAAUGUCUCGAGUAUGUCGACGAUGGGCGAGGCUCACCACACGGCUGAUCACGAGGCCAGAAGCCUGGAAGAAGGUCAGAGCAGCAGGUCCCUUGGAGAUCGCAGCCAGAUGUGCUGGAGCGAGGGCAGGUCCUUGCGUUAAUUCUGUCAAGGAAUGGCGGUCAAAAAACUGUGCGGUAACAAUAGCAAGUGCCCAGCUGCUGGCGGCCACGUUCAGAAACCUGACGCACUUGGCUGUGACGGGAUCCAGUAGCAUGGACGCCAGAGCCAUGGCGCCCCUCAUCACAGACCUCACGGAUUUGAGGCAUAUAGACCUCACAGGUUGUCCAAACGUGGACUGGCCAGACUGGGCGUGGUUGGAGACGCGUCUGGCGACCCGAAGGCCUCCCGUGGAGUAUAUAGACCUCACAGACUGUGGGUCGGUGACGGACGCUGGACUCUGCGCGUUGCUGCACACAUGCCCUUCUCUGCAGUAUUUGUACCUUAGGAGAUGUACUCUAGUCACAGAUGCAGGCGUUCGGUGGAUCCCAUCGUACUGCGCGUUAAAAGAGCUCAGUGUGUCCGACUGUACAGGUGUCACGGACUUCGGGCUGUAUGAGCUGGCGAAACUAGGGCCGGCGCUGCGAUACCUUUCUGUCGCUAAGUGUACCCAGGUCUCAGACUCAGGUGUCAGAACCUUAGCACGGAGGUGUUACAAGCUCCGCUACCUAAAUGCUCGAGGAUGUGGCGCACUUGGAGACGACGGUGUGGAAGCCAUAGCCAGAGGUUGUUCUAGGCUUAGAGCCCUCGAUCUAGGCGCUACCGAUGUCUCCGAGGCUGGGUUACAGAUCCUAGCACGAUGUUGCCCAAACCUCAAAAAGCUGGCUUUACGAGGUUGCGAGCUGAUUGGAGACGAUGGUUUAGAAGCCGUUGCUUAUUACUGCAGAGGGCUGACCCAACUGAACAUCCAGGACACACCAGUGACGUUACGAGGGUACAGAGCGGUGAAGAAAUAUUGCAAGCGAUGUGUUAUUGAGCAUACCAACCCUGGAUUCUGUUGA